Molecule: messenger RNA, 414 nt
Organism: Mucor mucedo
Lineage: Eukaryota; Fungi; Mucoromycota; Mucoromycetes; Mucorales; Mucoraceae
Product: AT3G28860-like protein
Exons: 2
Coding region: 1-414 (137 amino acids)
Biological process (GO): transmembrane transport
Molecular function (GO): ATP hydrolysis activity; ATP binding; ATPase-coupled transmembrane transporter activity
Source: RefSeq, a predicted model, not a curated record
AUGGCGGUAUUGAAUUCUAGAGAUAUCAAGUUCGUUUAUUCCGCUCGCCCUGAAACUCGUACUUUCAAGGUUGUGUUCAAUCUAACAAGCAAAUCAGGCGCAACUAUCGCUCUUAUACACUACCAAUUGACAGUGAUGAUAUACCGUCUAUUCAGGUCAAAAGCAUAUCCUCCUCAAUUAAAGAAAAGUGAUAAUUGUUGCUUUAGUAUUGACGAUUGCCAGCAAUCUUUUCAGGAAAAUUUAAAAGCUAUCAGUAUACACUUCUUUAUCAUGAGCUUGCCUGAACUUUACUUAACCAGAGUUGAAGAUAAGGCUAGUCAGCUUUCCCGUAGCCAAAAACAAAGGCUUGUAAUUGCCCAUGCGUUUAUCCGAAAACCUAGGGUUUUAUUACUUGAUGAAUCUUUAAUAACAUAG